AUGGAUACCGUCCAAGAUGACGCGAAUAAACAAGAGAAGAAGGAAAAGCAGAAAUCCGUCCCAUACUACAAGCUGUUUCGAUUUGCCACCCCUAUUGAUCUGCUGAUGAUAUUUGUCGCGGCGGUUUUCUCUGCCGGUAUCGGUGCGGUCAUACCACUCCAGAUCAUUUUAUUCGGUAAACUUCUUGGGAACGUCGCCGAUAUGAUGGGAGACCCCUCAAAAAUGCUCGACUCUGCAAUGCCCAUGAUUCUCACCUACGUGUAUUUGGGUACUGCUGUACUUGUGGCUUCCUACGUUGCCAAUUGUUUAUGGGUGCUUACGGGACGAAACCAAACACGCCGCAUUCGUAUCCUUUAUCUCCGCGCUAUCAUGCACCAAGACAUGGCUUGGUUUGACAAGGCGGAAGAGGGUUCUCUUAAUAGUCGUCUGGCUGCCGAUACCCAAAUGAUUCAGAAUGGCAUUUCCGAGAAAAUGGGGCUCUCCAUUUAUUGCUUUGCCCAGUUUGUGUCUGGUUUUGUCGUCGCCUUCACUCAGGGAUGGAAACUCGCCGUUGUGAUGCUCGCUGCUGUCCCUUUCUUGCUCGGUGCUGGCGGGGCCAUGGGUUACUUUAUCACGAAAUACACGGUCAUGGCGCAAGAUUCGUAUGCUGAUGCUGGCGCGGUCGCUGAACAAGUCUUUGCUGGUAUUCGCACCAUUUAUUCCUUCUCACUUCAGAACCGCUUCUUACGUCGUUACAACGAUCUCUUGGAAAAAGCCAUGACCACCGGUAUCAAACGUGGCACUGCGCUUGGUCUCGGAUUCGCUGGUUUUAAUCUCGUUCUUUUUUGGACAUAUGGCUUGUCUCUAUGGUACGGCUGCAAACUGGCAACAGAAGGUCACGUUGACGGUACGACUAUACUGAUCGUUUUCUUCGCCAUGAUUAUUGGCGCUUUGGUUCUCUUGCAAUUGCCGCAAAAUUUUUCUGCUGUUUCGAGUGCUGCUGGUGCCGCUUACAAGAUCUUUGAAACCAUUGACCGCAUACCGGCGAUUAACGCCGCUUCUAAUGAAGGUCUCGUUCCCAGUUCGCUUGAGGGGGACAUCGAAUUUCGAAAUGUUCAGUUCAGCUAUCCGACGCGCCCCAAUAUUCCCGUAUUGAAAGGCCUGAGUCUCAAGAUCCGUCCUGGUAUGACUGUAGCGUUUGUUGGUCCUUCUGGUUCAGGGAAGUCAACGAGCGUCCAGUUGCUACAACGCUUUUACGAUCCUAUCGAAGGUCAAGUACUCUUGGAUGGCCAUGAUCUCAAGACUUUGAACGUGAGAUGGCUUCGUGACCAAAUCGGUGUCGUCAGUCAAGAACCUGUUCUAUUCAACAUGACGAUUCGCCAAAAUCUUUUGAUGGGCGUCCAGCACGAUGUGACCUCGGAUGAAAUUGUCGAUGCUUGCAAGAAGGCCAAUUGUCACAUGUUUAUUACACAACUGCCCAAUGGUUACGAUACAAUCGUAGGAGAACACGGGGGUAUGAUGUCCGGUGGCCAGAAACAACGUAUUGCUAUUGCUCGUGCUAUUCUCAAGAAUCCGGCUAUUCUCUUGUUAGAUGAGGCCACUUCUGCUUUGGAUACGCAAUCGGAACGCCUCGUGCAAACCGCUUUAGACGCUGCUUCCGUUAAUCGUACGACCAUUGUAAUCGCCCAUCGUUUAUCUACGAUCCGUAACGCCGAUCUUAUUGUGGUCAUGCAAGAAGGUGAUCUUGUGGAGCAAGGAACACAUAACGAGCUGCUCGAAUUGGGCGGUGUUUAUGCGGGUUUGGUGAAAAAACAAGAAAUCAUCACACAGAAUGGCGACACGAGUGAACAACUUCCCACUGACGAUGAACUUUUGCGCAAAGAAACUCGUGAUCUCGAGAAGGAAAUAAUCGCUGCCGAAGGUACAGAAGUUCUCGUGGAUGAUCAAGAUUCCAAUCUCGUCAAGAUGAAUACGCGGACUUCGGUGGAUGCCUUCCAAGUCAAGUUGCAAAAGGAAAAAGAACAAAAGAAGCUUGCAAAGAAGCAGAAAGCUCCCGUUGGUCGAGUUCUCAAGCAAAUGCGUCCAGAAUGGUUACUGUUGUUUCUCGGUGUCAUAGGCGCUACUUUUGCAGGCGCUGUGUUUCCCUGUUAUGCUCUUGUCAUUGCGCAAGUGAUUAACCUGGUUAUGUUGAAUACUGGUGCCAAUGACAACCAUGCCUUGAUUGCGCCUGGUCCAAUGCAGGGCGGGAACCUCUUCUCCUUCUUAUUCGUCAUCUUGGGUAUUGUCGCCUUUUUGGGUAUCUCCUUGCAAAUCAUCUCUUUCGAAGUGGCCGGCGAACGAUACACGAAACGGCUUCGCGGCGAUAUUUUCAACGCUUUUAUGAAGCAAGAGAUCGGUUAUUUCGAUGAUGAAGACAACACCUUGGGCAGUCUGACUUCGAAGCUUGCUAUUGAUGCGAAGAAUGUGAACGAAAUGGUAACCAAGACAUGGGGUGAUGCUAUUCAACUUGUGAUGACGGCCGUUGUUGGUUUCAUUAUCGCCAUGAUCUAUACCUGGGAAGUGACUUUGGUUAUCAUGUUGAUGGCUCCUUUCAACAUCGCUGCCGCUGCUUAUGAAAUGAAGAUGGAGAACGGUUACGAGGAUGCGACGCAGAAAGCCAACCAAAAGAGCGGUGAAGUAGCUGGUGAAGCCAUCAAGGAGGUCCGAACUGUGGCUGCCCUGAACAAACAAGGGUACUUCGAGGACAAGUUCUUUAAAGCAACUGAAUAUCCUCACAAACUUGCAGGACGUAAAGCAUUCACAGCCUCCGUCGGUUAUGCCUUCAACCAGGGUAUCAACAUGUACACCAAUUCCAUCGUUUUCUAUGCCGGCAUCCAUUUUAUUAUGAGUGGACGCAUCGAUUUCAUCGACUUUUUCACUGCGCAUAUGACUAUGUUCACUACAUUGCAAGGUAUCGGUCGUUCAAGCGCCUUCAUUUCCGCGUUUGCCAAAGCCAAAUUUUCCGCUAUUGGUGCCUUCGCUAUCCUUGAUCGCGUACCUGCAGUUGAUCCCGAUAUGGAAGGAAUUGAGCCCAGCACUGUACAAGGAGACAUCGAUUUCAAGAAUAUUACGUUCCGUUAUCCCUCGCGUCCUGACGUGCCUAUUUUCGAUGGCAACUUCAAUCUUCAUGGCAAAUCGUGUACAACUAUCGCCCUUGUGGGACCUUCUGGUUGUGGCAAAUCAACCACCGUCGGUAUGCUCCAGCGUUGGUAUAAUCCGCUCGAUGGCGUUGUAUCUUUGGAUGAUCAUCAUGUGAAAUCCUUUACCGUUGGUAAUCUUCGCAGCCAUAUGGCUUUGGUUGGUCAAGAACCGGUAUUGUUCGAUAUGUCGAUUGGCGAGAAUAUCCGCUUUGGUGUCGAAGAAAGCAAGAACGUUACGCAAGAAGAAGUCGAAGCAGCUUGCAAGGCGGCCAACAUCCACAAUUUUAUUGUCAACCUGACGGAUGGCUACGAUACUCGCGUCGGCGAUAAAGGAAGUCAACUAUCUGGCGGCCAAAAGCAACGUAUUGCGAUUGCCCGUGCUUUGAUUCGCAAACCCAAGGUACUAUUGUUGGAUGAAGCAACCUCAGCUUUGGACAGCGAAUCCGAGAAAUUGGUGCAAGCUGCUAUCGAUGAUAUCCUUGACGAAGGUGGACGCACUACGAUUACUAUUGCUCACCGUCUGUCGACUAUUCAGAAAGCUGAUCUUAUUUGCGUGAUCAAAAAUGGUCGCGUUAUUGAGCAAGGCACUCACUGGGAGCUACUGAAACUCAAUGGAACUUACAGCGAGCUUGUUCAUCACCAAUCGUUGAACGCCAACUGA
Messenger RNA from Radiomyces spectabilis, 3819 nucleotides. RefSeq names its product putative ABC transporter protein. The record is from RefSeq and is a predicted model, not a curated record. NCBI's taxonomy places the organism in Eukaryota, Fungi, Mucoromycota, Mucoromycetes, Mucorales, Radiomycetaceae. Gene Ontology annotation, cellular component: membrane. Gene Ontology annotation, biological process: transmembrane transport. The transcript has 4 exons. Gene Ontology annotation, molecular function: ATP hydrolysis activity; ATP binding; ABC-type transporter activity. Bases 1 to 3819 code for a protein of 1272 amino acids.